Messenger RNA from Fundulus heteroclitus (mummichog), 1101 nucleotides. Its product is annotated as CCR4-NOT transcription complex subunit 10-like. Gene Ontology annotation, biological process: negative regulation of translation; mRNA catabolic process. NCBI's taxonomy places the organism in Eukaryota, Metazoa, Chordata, Actinopteri, Cyprinodontiformes, Fundulidae. Gene Ontology annotation, molecular function: protein binding. The record is from RefSeq and is a predicted model, not a curated record. Gene Ontology annotation, cellular component: CCR4-NOT complex.
CAAAAUAGCAAAGAAGAAUGUGCUAGAGCGGAGCAGACAAUUUGACUGACAGUUUUGUUCGUUUGAGGAUAUUACGUGUCUAUUGCUUACUGUUAUCUCCCCUUUAUCGACCGACUUAGUUUGAUGUGAGCUAAUUUUGAAAACAACCUAAGAUCCUGUGAUUAUCCUUGAACCUUGGAUCAGAAAUGGCAGAAAUCGGCGAAAUAUAUGAGGCAAAACUUAAUGCUCCCUCCUCCAGUGGGAUGACGGACCAGGAAAAGGAAAUGGCAGCAAGUGCAUAUGAAGCUUUUCUGGCUGGAAAGUAUGAAGAGUCUCUCAAACACCUUGAAGCCUUGCAGGAACUCAACAAAGAUGACUACAAAAUUGCCAUGAAUAGAGCUGUUGCAGAAUUUUAUAUAAGUGGUCAAACUACGACGGCCACAUUAAAGCAGACCCUCACGGCAAUGAAGAAUCGGCUUCACACAACAGCAGAAGAUGUUGAUGGGUUGGAUGAUGUUGAGAAUAGUUUUCUGUACUAUAAUCAAGCCAUCAUUCACUACCACAUGCGACAGUACUCUGAGGCCAUCUCUAUAGGAGAGAAGCUGUAUCAGUUUCUUGAACCAUUUGAAGAGAAAUUUGCUCAAGGGGUGUGCUUCCUGUUGGUGGAUCUCUACCUGGUGACGUUCCAGCCAGAGAAGGCGCUUCAUCUGCUGGCUGUUCUGGACAAAAUCUCUGUACAGGGAAACAACAAGAAUGGCAAAGGAGAGAGCAAUAACUCAAACAAAGAAGGAUCAAACCAGAAGGCAGAGUUUGCAGCAAUGUUGGAAGCAGCCAAAUCCAAAAUCCACCAGUACAAAGUGAGAGCCUACAUUCAGAUCAAGUCAUCCAAGGCCUGUAAAAGGGAGAUCAAAUCAGUGAUGAACACAGCAGGGAAUUCUGCACCCUCACUCUUCCUCAAGAGUAAUUUUGAGUACCUGAGAGGGAACUAUCGCAAAGCAGUGAAGUUGUUAAACAGCGCCAACAUCGCAGAGCAUCCUGGACCCAUUAAAACAGGUGAAUGUAUCCAAUGUAUGUUCUGGAACAACCUGGGCUGCAUUCACUUUGCAAUGGGUAAACACAACC